Messenger RNA from Trachemys scripta elegans, 5886 nucleotides. RefSeq names its product membrane primary amine oxidase-like. The record is from RefSeq and is a predicted model, not a curated record. The transcript has 4 exons. Gene Ontology annotation, molecular function: quinone binding; primary methylamine oxidase activity; copper ion binding. Gene Ontology annotation, biological process: amine metabolic process. Gene Ontology annotation, cellular component: plasma membrane. Lineage: Eukaryota; Metazoa; Chordata; Testudines; Emydidae. The coding region runs from base 1602 to 3875 and encodes 757 amino acids.
AACAGAGACUGGGAAUGGUUGGGUCAUUACACUAAUUGAAUCUAUUUCCCCCAUGUUAAAAUAUCCUCACACCGUCUAUGGGUCAUCUCGAUUAUCACUUCAAAGGUUUUUUUCUCCUGCUGAUGACAGCUCAUCUCAAGUGAUUGGCCUCUUACCGUUGGUCUGGCUACUCCCACCUUUCCAAGUUCUCCGUAUGUAUAAAUAUCUUCUGUCUGUGUGUUCCACUCUAUGCAUCUGAAGAAGUGGGUUGUAGCCCACGAAAGCUUAUGCUCAAAUAAAUGUGUUUAGUCUCUAAGGUGCCACAAGUACUCCUGUUCUUUUAGCUGAGCUUGGGUUUGCACCUGAGCCUGUGAGUGGAGUCAGAGAAGCCUGGGCUUCCCUAUCUUUCUGCACCAAAUCCAUCUCAGACCCCGGGCGGAGGGGUAUGCCCUGGGGAAGGAGAUUUUUGAGGGGAUGAGACACUGUUGGUCUCUGACCCGGUCUGGCCAUCAUCAGAACCUGCCUACAGCACAUCUGUGAUUGGUGCAUCCAACCCUCAGAAUGUGGGGAAGGGGAGUGGGAUUUGCUGAUUUGCUCUGGGCUCAUUUCAGAACAUGCGUGAGCUCUGGAGGGAAAGCGCUGUCUCUCCAUGUAUGUUUGUUCAGUGCCCGUCACCUGGGUGCCGCUACAGAAUAUAAACCCUAUUUCUAAAGGCCUCCUGCAGCCCCAUGCCCCUCCCAGCAGCCCCUGUUUAUUGCAGAUCGCCUCAGCAUGGUGCUUGACAAACAAACGAGCAAAGACAGAGUCCCUAGCCCCCAUGGGCCCAGUCUUCUUCCCGCUGGGUUGUACCACCAGUGAGGAGUUCAUUCCAAGAGGGCUUGUCGCACAGUAGGGUGCCACACACCCAGUGGGGGAACUCCCUGCUAUGUUGAGAGGCUGGAAUAGGGAACAGCUAUGGGGACCCAGCACCAGAGCCGUCAAACACUGAAUGAAGGAGUCAGCAGAGCAGGUGUGAGAGACAAAUCCAGACUGAUCAGCCCAAACAACAGCUCUUGGGAUGUAACCAAGUAAAUCACCAUGCAGGGGAAUCGUGCGAAGCAAGACAGAGGGAAGCCCAAAGUGGGGACGUCUGGGACACGGCAGCAGAGAAGUGGACUGUAGCCAGGGAGGGAUUGGGUUACAGCAUCUGGCAAGAAGCCCCUAGCAGACCAUCUCUCGUCUGCAACGUCUCUGCUUUGUUGUCCAGAGCAUUUUGCUUUCCCUGUUGUUUGGAGUCUAUGCUUGUGUUUUCUAAAACAACUCCAAAGCCCCAAGGACCAUGGAGCUGGGAGCAGCCUCUGUAACCCGCCUCCCGAAGAGCUGGCCAGGAAGUGAGUGCUGUGUGGAGACCUAAAGCGCUGCUUAAGAAGCGGAGCCUGUGAAUGGUCUGGAGACGGAGAAGAAGCCUUUUAUGGUUGAUAGCAAACCUCAGGCGUCUUCCCACCACAUCUCCCUCCUCUAGCCCUGCACCUCCCCACAAACAGACCCAGCUCUCCUGGAAUAACACGCCCAGCAGCAAACUGACUGCAGCAGGCGCCCCCAUUCUGUGAGGCUUCAGGAGCCAGCUCUGCAGCGGCAGCAACAUGAACCUGAGAACUGUCCUCAUCCUCCUGGUCCUGGCGCUAGCCACGAUCUUCGCUUUGGUUUGUGUGUUGCUGACGAGAGGAGUGAAACCAGCCAGCUGUGAGCCGCAGCCCCUGAGCAGCCAGGGGGGAAAGCACAGUGAUCAGAGCCUGGUCUUCGCUGAUCUGACGCCGGAAGAAAUGGGGCAAGUGGUGAGGUAUCUUCAGGAAAACCUUGGGGUGCCAUUGGUAGAUGCCUCUCAAGCAAACCCUUCCGAUAACUGCAUUUAUUACAUUGAUGUGCAGAUCCCCACCAAGGCAGAGGUGCUGGGGUUCUUGGAUCGUGGGGGCAGGCGACCCCCCCGGCAGGCCCUGGCUGUGGUGUAUUUUGGAAACCAACCAGAUCCGAAUGUCACGGAGUACGUGGUGGGUCCCCUGCCCAAGCCGACGACUCACAGGGAUGUCACGGUGCGGAAGUACGGAGGGAAGCUGCCGUAUCACCGCAGACCGGUGACUGAGAAGGAAUACAAGGAUAUUGACCGCUUUGUCUACCAGGAGUUCGCCAAAGCACCCAGCUUGCUCAGAGAGUGCUGUGAUUAUGAUGAGACCAAUUUUGCUACCCUCACCACAGUUCCUCGGGGGUUCCAGUCAGGAGAUCGUGCCACCUGGUUUGUUCUGUUCCAGAACGUGCAUGGCAGCGGCUACUAUCUGCACCCAGUGGGGCUGGAGGUGCUGGUUAAUCACAGCAGCCUGAACGUCUCCCAGUGGAGGAUAAGCCAAGUGUUCUAUAAUGGCCAGUACUAUGGAGACAUGGAGCAGCUGGAGACCGAGUUCAUACAAGGCCGCGUGAAAGAUGUAAAAGUUAAGAAAGUCCGACCUGACGAGGAAUUUGGCUCCAUGAGGCCCAGAGCAGCCCACGUGGCACCAGGCCCUUUGCAAUAUGAGCCCUGUGAGCCCCGCUACAGCAUCCAAAACAAUCACGUCAUCUUCCAGUCCUGGAGUUUCGCCUUUGGGAUGGAUGUGAACACAGGACCACGUCUCUUUGACAUCAAGUUCAAUGGAGAGAGGAUUGUCUAUGAGCUGAGUCUCCAAGAAGCCCUUGCUGUCUACGGCUCUAAUUGUCCCGGCGGGAUGGUGACUAGAUAUAUGGAUGGGAGCUUUGGCAUCGGCAAGUUUGCUUUUGAGCUGGUCAGAGGUGUUGAUUGCCCCUACACAGCCACCUAUGUGGAUAGACACUAUCUAGCUGAAUCAGAGACCCCUAAAGUUAAUAAAAACUCCUUAUGUAUUUUCGAGCAGGACACUUCAGUCCCACUGAGGCGCCAUUACUCCAACUUGCAGUCCCUGUACUAUGGUGGUCUGACUAAAUAUGCCCUUGUUCUUAGGGCCAUUUCAACUCUCAUAAACUAUGACUACGUCUGGGACUUCAUCUUCUACCAGAACGGAGCUAUUGAAGUAAAAAUCCACGCCACUGGCUAUAUUAGCUCGUCCUUUAGCUAUGGCACAGGCACCGAACAUGGCAAUCGGGUUGGGGAACACACCCUAGGGACAAUGCACAACCAUCUCAUCAAUUAUAAAGUGGACUUGGAUGUUGGAGGAACAAAGAAUUCUCUGGUGGCUCAUGACAUGACAUUCGAUACCGUGCAGGCUCCUUGGAGUCCAGAGCACCAGAUACAGAGGCCACGGCUCACCAGGAAAGUCCUGGACACUGAGGACAAGGCCGUGUUCCCACUUCACUCCAAGAUUCCCAGAUACAUCCACUUCACCACCAACGUUGAAAAUAGGUGGGGCCACCAGCGUGGCUACAGGAUCCAGAUAGUCAGCUUUGCUGGGGACCAUCUGCCAGAAGCCAGUUCCAUGGAGCGGUCCAUCAGCUGGGGGAGGUACAAACUGGCCGUCACCAAACGGAAAGAGGAGGAGCCGACCAGCACCAGCAUCUACAACCAGAACGACCCCUGGACGCCCACCGUGGCCUUCGCUGACUUCAUAGACAAUGAGACCAUCGUAAAUGAGGACCUGGUUGCCUGGAUUUCUGUUGGCUUCCUGCACAUCCCACAUACUGAGGAUAUUCCUAACACAGUGACUGUGGGGAACGGAGUCGGCUUUUUCCUGAGACCCUACAACUAUUUCGAUGAAGACCCCUCUGUUCACUCACCUGACGGCAUCUAUUUCAGAAGUGACCAGGACCCCAGCAUGUGUGAAGUGAACCAUAUUGCCUGCCUGUCAAAGACCGCCUCGUGCUCACCAGCCCUCCCCCCGUUCACCUACAACGGCUUCCAGAACCAGACAGGUCCCUGAGCCACUGAUUGCAGGGCCUUGUAAGCGUGCUGGUGAUCGACUGUUCGUUGGGCCACGUGCUCAGGUGUCCAUUGAACGCAGCCGUCAGCCCUGGCUCACCGAUCCCUGUAGAUGGUUUAUACAGGGCCAUCCUUAGCCAUACGCAGCAUACGCGGCUGCCUAGGGCACCAUGGAAUUUGGGGCACCAAAUUGCCCCAAAUUUCAUGGUGCCUUCGGCAGCUGGGUGCUGCAUACGCGACAGCACUAGCCCUGGUGACCAGCCCUAUCCCUCGGCCGGACCCCCUGCAAGGGGCAGGGCCGUCCCUAGGCGGGUGUGGGGCCCCGACAACUCCCUCUGCCCUGCCUCUUACCCUUCCCCCUGCCCUGGGCACGCCCCCAUUCCACCUCUUCGCCCAGCGACCCCGCACUCACUGGCCCCAGCCCGCUCUACUCCACCAGCUCCUAGCCGCAGCGCUUCGCUUCCCGCCGCUGCUGGUGAGUGGGGGGAUCCCUUCCCCCAAGCCCCCUCCCCCAAGCGACACGGCUGGGGCCGAGACGAGGGAAGCGGACUGGGCUGCUCCCAGCCCCCUGCUAAUCCCCCGGACCACUCUGGGCCUGUGGGGCCCCCAAAAGUGGCCCCCCACAGCUCCUGCCUCCCAGGCUCUGGGGGGGGGAGGCCUGGGGCCCCACACAGUCCCCCCCACCCCCUGCGGGGUGGCUAUGUAGGGCACCCAAAUGGCUAGGAACGGCCCUGGGUUUAUAUUUAGCUGAACAGUCACACUGCUUACAAAAACUUCAGUGAAAGAGGGUGCUCUCUCUCUGAUCAAACAUCAUUGGUGUACUCUGGUGCUGGACUGAAAUCAAAAAAAUGCACAAGUCCUAGGCAAAGCACUGAGAUCAGACAAGGAGAAAUCUUGCACUACCCAGCGCUGAAUAGAUGAGACCCCUGCAGCAUGUCUUAUUUCGCCUCCCUUUUUUCCUGUGAUCCCCUGGUCACUAAGUACAUUUCGGGCUGGAUUUUCAAAGGAGCUCAGCUCCCAUUUAGGCACUUAAAUGGGCCAGUCAGAAGUUUUGUAGGUGGGAGCUGAAUUCCUUUGAGAAUUUGCCCCUUCAAGUGCAGUUCUGCAAAGUGAUUCUAGCUAGAUGGCAGCCUGGGAUUUCUCAACAUGCAGGUGACUGAAGCUGCUGCAAAUCCUGUAUAAUGCAGCCCACAGAAUUGUGCAGGGCGGCACGUGGCUGGUCUCAUCUCUAAGGCCACGGGGAUUGAGAUGGCGCAGUGCAUGCUGGAAUCUGUCAGCAAAACAAGUUGUACCUCUGUAUGAAAGAGGAGAGGUGGCUGCAGUCUGCUCCAUUGAAUGCCAAGUAGGUGCAUCGGUCAGGUUCCUGGCGUGUUGUCAGCAGGGCCCUCAAUUGGACAAAGUUUGAAAUACCUCAUGUUUAAUUAAAGUUUUCCCAGGUCCCUUUUGAUUCAGCAGAUACCUAGUGACCUGGUGCAGAGUUGCAGUUUAUCUAAGAGUGUAUAUAAGAAAAUUAGACACAGAAGCUCUGCACACUCACUAGACGUGACCUGACGUAGCUUCAAGUAAAACAUUCACUAGCAAGCGUCUGUCGUCUUCUCACAGGCCUACCAAGGAGCUCAGGGUGGAUGUGCAUUCAAGACCAAUUUUUAUUUCCUGUAACAUUUCUGUAUUGCCACAAGCUCUGAAUCCUCAUUGGCUUAGAUGUAUGUCAGUCAAAAUAUUACAGCUGUUAGUACAUUCACAUCUACACCUCUACCUCAAUAGAACGCUGUCCUCGGGAGCCAAAAAAUCUUACCGCGUUAUAGGUGAAACUGCAUUAUAUCGAACUUGCUUUGACCCACCGGAGUGCGCAGCCCCACCCCCCUGGGAGCACUGCUUUACCGUAUUAUAUCCGAAUUCGUGUUAUAUCGGGGUUGAGGUGUAGUCAAUAGUUACACAUAUGUCACGUUAUAAAACACAGGAAAAGAUGUGCUAUUAAUACUGAACCUAAUAAAAGGUAAGUGACAGCAGUG